Molecule: messenger RNA, 402 nt
Organism: Pollicipes pollicipes
Lineage: Eukaryota; Metazoa; Arthropoda; Thecostraca; Pollicipedomorpha; Pollicipedidae
Product: cytoplasmic dynein 2 light intermediate chain 1
Exons: 4
Coding region: 1-402 (133 amino acids)
Biological process (GO): intraciliary transport involved in cilium assembly; intraciliary retrograde transport
Cellular component (GO): ciliary basal body; axoneme; cytoplasmic dynein complex
Molecular function (GO): dynein heavy chain binding
Source: RefSeq, a predicted model, not a curated record
AUGGAAAAGUCGCCCGGCAUCCGUGUGGUACGGGGACUACGCCCAGAUGCGGCCGUUCCCGGUGCCGCUGAUCAUCUUGGGAGCCACUACGACGCAUUCCAAGACUGGGACCCGGAGAAGAAGAAGCUGGUUUGCCGCACGCUUCGCUACGUGGCCCACGUCAACGGGGCGUCGCUGCAGUUCUUCUCCAGCACCGACUCGGCCCUGGUCAAGAAGGCCAAGGAGCUGAUUGGCCAGUACGCUUUCGGAGGCGUCACCAGCGGCCAGCUGGCGCAGGACUACAACAAGCCGCUGCUGGUUCCCGCCGGGGCCGACUCGCUAGCCGGCAUACUGGGCGUCGGCGCCGACGCCAGCCAAAGCGCCGUCAAGAACGCGUUCGUCGCUCAGUACCCGCAGAUUUGA